Molecule: messenger RNA, 3789 nt
Organism: Mya arenaria
Lineage: Eukaryota; Metazoa; Mollusca; Bivalvia; Myida; Myidae
Product: sushi, von Willebrand factor type A, EGF and pentraxin domain-containing protein 1-like
Exons: 17
Coding region: 1-3567 (1188 amino acids)
Source: RefSeq, a predicted model, not a curated record
AUGGAAGCUGCAUUUGUGUGUGCGUCUGGAUAUUAUCUCGAGGGAGCUGAUGUAAUUUUGUGCAAUACGUCUGGACUAUGGAGUGAAGAUAGUCCUGUUUGCAUAAAAUGUGGUGAUCUGGCAUCGCCAGACUCGGGUAAUGUAUUAUUAAGCACGAAUGGUACCGUCACACACGUGCAGUAUUUCUGCGAUGUCGGCUACUCAGCAUCUGGCGUCAGCGAGUCCAGAUGUCUUGAAGAUGGAACGUGGGAGCUAUCUGAUCCUCCUACAUGUGUACCAUGUGACCCACUAGAAGACAUGGUGAACGGGAGCGUUUCUUAUACCACCAAUGGUACUGAAACAGCUCUCACUAUCGAAUGUGAGUUGGGGCAUACUCUGAGUGAUAAUGCCAUAGUUUCCUGUCAGCCAGACGGCACAUGGACAACCGGACUUCCUCAGUGUGAAUGUGAGGUGUUCAGGUCACCACAGAACGGGAACUUGACAAUUUCCACGGACGGCACUAAGGCUAGUUACACUUGUGGGGAAGGCUUCACACUGACGGGAGACACUACAAUAGAUUGCAUUACAGCAAUAACAACCCCAGACUAUACACCUCCAUCUUGCAUUACGUGUGCGACAUUAGGCACCGUAUCUGGGGGCACAGUGGAGCUACAGGCGUCCGGGACGACAACAACAGCGGUUUUCACUUGCGAGACGACACAUGCCCUAUACGGAGCGGCUAAUCUCACAUGCCGAGACGAUGGAUCGUGGGACUUUCAGCAACCAAUAUGUGUUUCCUGUCCUGCCUUGGAUACACCAACAAGUGGCUUUGUCAACGUUACAACGGAUGGAUCUAACCCUGUUGCAAUGUUCACAUGUGCCAGCGGUUACUUCAUUGACGGCAGAUCCAGCCUCGCAUGCCAGGCAGAAGACGGUCUGAGUGCACUCUGGGACUUCCAUCAACCUCUGUGCAAAUGUAACCCAUCCGGUCAGAUAUCCAAUGGGUCGGCGGUAUUGUCGGCAGACGGCAUGUCGGUGACAUACACUUGUGACACUGGCUUCACGCUCAAUGGCGCUGGAAUUAGGUCUUGCAACACCGACGGGACAGGCUGGACUGGCACAGAACCAAGCUGUGUUUCUUGCCCUGAACUGACCACUCUUUCGAACGGGGAUAUAACCCUGGUUACGAACGGCUCAGUGACGUCCGUUGAAGUGGCAUGUGAUGUCGGUACAUCUGCCCGUGGAGAAGACAUGCUUGUGUGUAAUCCGGAUGGUACAUGGAAUGCAAGUCUGCCUGACUGCGUGGAAUGCCCUGCUCUCACACUGGACAGUCAUGGAAGCGUUAAUGUAACCAGCACUGGUACCAUUAGCGAAGGCGCGUUUUCGUGUGACGUCAAUUACACGAUGGCUGGUACCGAGCGUCUGACAUGUCGGGAGGACGGAACAUGGUCAGCUACGGAGCCAACGUGUGUUGCAUGUUCUGCCAUUGAUACGAUCCUGAACGGUCAUAUUACAAUUACCACAAAUGGGAGUUUAACUUCAGCUGCGUUUUCAUGUGAGGACGGAUAUAGUUUGGCUGGCUCGGAAAUAUUGGAAUGUAACUCCUCCGGAAUAUGGGACAAAUCCAUACCUAAGUGUGAGUGUGACCGGUUUGUGUCCCCCACCAAUGGCAACAUGACGGUGUCAGCUGACGGAUCCCAAGUAUCAUACACCUGCGAUGUCGGUUUUUCCCUCCAGGGUGUUCCUUCUCAAGAAUGUAUUCUUGCAACAUCUGGAUCCUCCGUCCAGCAGCAGCCUUCUUGUGUAAUAUGUGGAACAUUGUUUUCAACGGCUGGUCUUGAGGUUAUACAGUUUACGGACGGUGAACGAACGUACGCCGAGUUUAAAUGCGAUCCUGGUUACACAAUGAGCGGGAAGACAAUCAUUAGCUGUCGCUCCGACGGCACAUGGAAUGCCAGUCAGCCUACAUGUGAGGUUUGUGAAACAUUGACGCCCCCGUCUGUCGGUGAUGUAUCGAUAAUGACAGACGGUGAGAUGACCUCUGCCAAUGUGACCUGUCCGGCAGGGUUUGUGUUGGACAGCAGUGGAACCCUUAACUGCAGAGCUGACGGAACCUGGAACUUCGACGUACCUGAUUGUGUUUGUGAACCUCCGCCGUCUCUGCAAAAUGGGGAAACAAUCAUCUCUGCAGAUGGGCUUACGGCUAGGUAUUCCUGUCAGUCAGGCUACAGUCUCUCAGGUCCAACCACGAGAGUCUGCCAAAGUGACGGUACUGCUUGGACUGACGAUGAUCCCUUUUGUGUUCAAUGUGAGGAACUGCACCUUGGGAGUAACAUGAACGUGACCUUAGUGACAAGUGGUGUGAUCAGUCAAGCCGUUGUAUUAUGUGACCCGUGGUUUACCCUCGCCGACAGCCAAAACGUCACCUGUAGCUCUAACGGAUCAUGGAAUAUCCACCUUCCGACAUGCGUACGCUGUGAGCAGCUGCAGGUUGGAACAGGCCUGUCGUACAAGGUAACGACAAGCGGCUCCCUCUCUGUAGCAGAAUACACAUGUGCCAGCGGGUACACGCUAGAAGGAGCAACGAGCAGCACCUGCCUCCGUAAUGGCUCCUGGGACAGCGUGCCGCCAUCAUGUGCCCUGGCUGUGUCCACAGUGGGUCCAUGCGAGGCGACGACGACCGAAUGCAACAGCGGAGCCGCCAUCGGUCUAGGAGUAAUGUUUGGCCUGGCGCUCAUUGCCGCGGUAAUCCUAGGAUACUUUGCCUGGAGGUACUGGCGACUGUGGAAGGGCGUCGGGGGAGGCAAGUCUGUCAUGUACUCGAAAGCUACCCAGCCUCAAAUAACCACCUCACCUGACGGAAACUGGAUAUUCAGCGAUAUUGACAAAGGAACGAUAUCGCCGUCCAAAGCUCCAGUCAGUCAUGAACGCCAUGUAACCGACAUGGGUCGAGCUGAGUCCUCGCUUGCUCCGCUCUCUGAACAGAGAGAAAUAACAAUGAGCAGUAUUAUGACGCCAUCGCCGGGUCCCCUAAGCACACGCAAUAUUGAGUUCCAGCGCCCUCCAGCUGGCGUUUUUGACCGCCGCUCACCGUCAGGAUUUUCCGCUGUCAGAUCGAGGGAGUCAACAUUUGAUUCCUUUUCGGCACUACCGCAACAGGUUUUAACACACAGGGACAAUUCAUCCCUUCAAAAAAGAAAAACCGCUGUGGAGGUGCCUAAGAUUAAGAUAGACGCCGCCAGCGUGAAGAAAAAAGACCGGGAAAUAAUGGCACGGCAGUCGCCACUAGGGAGCGAGGGUGGCCGUUUGUCGCCUUUCGUUCCUAUCCAGGAAGCCACGUACAGGGACGGAAGCCCACUACCGGAACAGAUUCUUACACCUCGAGACGAGGAGACAUUAAAGGCAGAAUCGAGGCGUAAGCAUACAGACCCAACUAAACAACCAGUCGCUCAAGUUCGGCGUCCCCGGAAGAAAAUGAGUGAUCUGAUCGACAAGGACGCAAGUCUCCGACAUGUUUACCGGUCACCUUCGCAAAGUCACCACACAAUCACACAGCUAGACCAUGACAUACCCGAAAUGGACGUUUAAUCCAAUCUAACUAUAGUGUAUGCUGUGAGAUGCGGACGUUAUAUAUUUCCACCGUGAGACCUCUCCAUUAUAGGGUUUUUGUUUCGUAGUGUAAACGUUGUUAUUAUGUUAUUAAAGAUGUGCAUAAUAUAUAAAAUUAUAUUGAUUUUUUAAGCUAGAUUCGUUUCCGUUGUAAGGUAGUUAUUUAUAUGUAUAUGUUACGAUAAAUAAAUUUAUAUGUUA